AUGCAUCAUGUAAUGCAAAUGUACGAUGCAGAAUUUACAGACGCCCAGUUAUUAGAUCACGGAAUUUCCGUAGACGACACAGGUGUUAUCGCUAUUGUAGAGUCCGGUACAAUGUUCGUCGGUGGGCACUUCGUGGUCCCUCUGCCAUGGAAGAAGGGUGUCAAUACCGGUACGGGGAACUAUGCGUCAGCGCACUCGAGAUUGAACAACCUGAAGCGGCGCUUAAUUAAUGAAGAUUCGCUACGGUUCCGCUACGCACAAACGAUGAAGACGAUUAUAGAGAAGGGAUAUGCCGUGCCCAGGGGAACAGUUACAAUGCGACUUUCAUCCGCGUUAGUACCUGCCCUAUCANCUAUCAUGCGGUAUUAA
Molecule: messenger RNA, 369 nt
Organism: Echinostoma caproni
Lineage: Eukaryota; Metazoa; Platyhelminthes; Trematoda; Plagiorchiida; Echinostomatidae
Source: the annotation of a GenBank genome assembly